Boleophthalmus pectinirostris (great blue-spotted mudskipper) is the source of this 7650-nucleotide messenger RNA. RefSeq names its product cyclin-dependent kinase 16 (gene cdk16). The transcript is spliced from 17 exons. Gene Ontology annotation, molecular function: protein kinase activity; ATP binding. The record is from RefSeq and is a predicted model, not a curated record. NCBI's taxonomy places the organism in Eukaryota, Metazoa, Chordata, Actinopteri, Gobiiformes, Gobiidae. The coding region runs from base 184 to 1797 and encodes 537 amino acids. Gene Ontology annotation, cellular component: cytoplasm; synaptic vesicle; nucleus. Gene Ontology annotation, biological process: exocytosis; neuron projection development; protein phosphorylation.
GGGCGGGGCAGAGCGCAGCGGCAACAUGGCUGCAGAUUACUGGGAGCCAGAGAGAGAAGAGCCGUUGUCACACUGAACCGAGCCAAAGAACCAAGCGGCCGGACCGGGACCGAUCUUCCCGGUGUGCAGUCCGGCCUGGCUGCCCCUCCCCCCUCUUCGGCGCGGCCCCCCCUGCCCCCCCUCAUGGAGCGGGUGAGGAAGAUCAAACGGCAGCUCUCACUCACUCUGGGGAGGGGCGGGGCCGCGGGCGGAGACAGGACAGUAAGCGAGGUUAACCAGGAUGUGACUUCUCACAGCGAUUCAGAGGUGGGCUCAAUGCGGUCCUCCUUGGGUGUGAGAGGGGGCGGAGCCAGCUCGUCCUCAGGUGUGAAGGGGCGUGGCAGUGGAGGGGGCGGGGCCAGCUCCUCAGGUGGGAAGGUGCAGGCUCUGCUUCAGUCGUACAGCAGCUCUCUGAGGAGGCCGAGAGGACUGGGGAGAAGUCUGAGCUCCUACCUCAACCACACCACACGGCUCGAAAUUGUCCACGAGGAUGUGAAGAUGAGCUCUGAUGGAGAGAGUGAGCCGGUGUCUUCUGCUGACGAGGUUCAGCAGAGUCCAGUCCGAGUGCGCCUCAGGAAUAAGAAGAUCUCCAGAGAGGACAUAAACAAGCGCCUGUCUCUUCCGGCCGAUAUCCGUCUUCCCGAUGGCUACCUAGAGAAGUUCAAUAUGAUUGGUCCGGGCAUUUUUGAUCAACCAAUCAGCAGGCGGCUGCGCAGAGUCUCACUGUCAGAAAUAGGUUUUGGGAAACUGGAAACCUAUAUUAAACUGGACAAAUUGGGAGAGGGAACUUACGCCACUGUGUACAAAGGACGAAGUAAACUGACUGAAAACCUGGUGGCUCUGAAGGAAAUCCGCCUGGAGCACGAAGAAGGAGCUCCCUGCACUGCAAUUAGAGAAGUGUCUCUUCUGAAGGAUCUGAAACACGCCAACAUUGUCACACUCCACGACAUCAUCCACACACAGAAGUCCCUUACUCUCGUCUUUGAGUAUCUGGAUAAAGAUCUGAAGCAGUAUUUGGACGACUGUGGAAACACCAUUCAUGUUCAUAAUGUAAAACUCUUCCUGUUCCAGCUGCUCAGAGGGCUGUCCUACUGCCAUCGCCGAAAAGUCCUGCACCGAGAUUUAAAACCCCAAAAUCUGCUCAUCAAUGACAAAGGGGAACUCAAACUAGCCGAUUUUGGUUUGGCUCGAGCGAAGUCUAUCCCCACGAAAACUUACUCUAAUGAAGUGGUGACGCUGUGGUACAGGCCUCCAGAUAUUCUGCUGGGAAGCACCGACUACUCCACUCACAUCGACAUGUGGGGCGUGGGGUGUAUUUUCUACGAGAUGGCCACAGGGCGACCUCUGUUCCCCGGGUCCACGGUGGAGGAGGAGCUGCACUUCAUCUUCAAACUACUAGGGACGCCCACGGAGCAGAGCUGGCCUGGGAUCAGCUCUAAUGAGGAGUUUGUGGCCUAUAACUAUCCACAGUACAGAGGAGAGAGACUCAGCAACCACACGCCCAGACUGAGCAGUGAGGGAGUGGACCUUCUGUCAAAAUUCCUACAGUUUGAGGGGAAGAAGCGUAUUUCGGCCGAUGAUGCGAUGAAUCACCCGUACUUCAGCGUGCUUGGGCGGAAAGUGCUCACUCUGCCUGACACCACGUCAAUCUUCAGUAUCCCAGAAAUCCAGUUGGAGAAAGAGUUGAUACGACCGCCAUCUUCAGUGGAUCCAGUGGGUCAGAUCAGCCCCUCACAUCGGCGCAGUCUUCUCUUCUGACGUCUCCGCAAACUGAGGACGAGCAAAGGGAAGUUUAACUGCUCUGAGACUUUUAUCAUUUCUUACUGUUUGAACAAAGCUGGAUCCAGAAUCUAUGACACGUUUAGAGUUGAAAUAUCCUUAUCGCGUAUUUCGUUUCCGCUGCAACAGUUUGGAUGCAAUAACAAACCGUGUAGGAGCAGCCAUUCUUCUUAAAACAACAAACCCAUGAGGAGCCGGUGGAUCCGAGGCAGACGUCUUCCAGAAUAAUUUACUGCAAACGCCGAAGGGAAGUCCUGGAAAACCUGGAAAUGCACCACAAACAACCUGGAAUAAUCUGGAUUCUCUUAAGGCUAUGUCCACUUUGUAAAGCAAUAGAUAAACAAUUUUCGUUACUGUAUUAUCUUAUUUUUUUAAUCAAUCUUCCACAAUAUUUGUACUUUUAAAUUGUACUUAAUUCCCAUUUAUCCGUUUUCAGUAAGCGACAAGGAGUAGGGCGAAUUCUGAAAUCAUGAAUUAUGUUUUGACUUAACGUUUUUUUAUGAAUCUUUAAAUUGAUAGUCAUUAGAAUAAUAAAAUAUAGAGCUAAUCACUGUGAAUUAAUUUAGAGCUAAAAUACUAGUAACUCCCUGGACAUAGCCUAACCUGCAGUUACCAGCUCCACCACUAGGAGCUGCUCUUUCUCGAGCGAAUAACAAACCGAUCCCUUUGCGACCUCGCACGCAAAACGAACUUCAAAUUUAACCGGAUCUGAUCAGAUUUUGUGGGAAUUUUACCAUCACCAUGGAGACUGUUGAAGAGGAGAAGCCAUAGACUGUUAUUGUGCAUGUCUCUAACACUGGUCUAUAUUUAAACUCACAUAUUUACAAUAACUUUCUGCUGAGGACAUUUGCACAAAUCUAUUUAUUUAUAUCAAGGACUAUAACUGAAGGAGUAGUUUUACAGUCUAAAUGAAUGUAUUAUUUAGUUUGUGGAUGGUUUAAUUUUUAGUGACUUAUUUGUUGUUUUUAUACGUUUUCUGAUGCAAUAGUAAAUGUUAAUUUUGCAGCGUUGGAAUGAGACUACUUUUAUGUUUUUAAACCGUUUUUAUUUUAAAACCCUAAAGCCACUUCGUACUUUCAGUUCACAGAUUACUCAUUAUGGAAAAAAAGAAUCUUGCAUGAAUAUGUCAUAUCAUGCUAUUUUUGGAUCUGUUAUAAUAUUAUUUCUUCGUAAAAACAUUCCUGGAGUCUUGUUUUGUUUCAUUCACACAUGUUUAACACACAAAUCCUGCAAAUUUAGUUGAAACACUUGAAUGCGAAUGAAACAAAACACAACUCCAGGUAUGUUUUUGAUGAAGUAACAACAUUAUAACUUGUCUUAGUUAACAAGAGUCAAUUUUGCGUAAUAUAGGACCUUUAAGAUUGCAUAAAAAUCAUUUGUUUCCAGUCUACUACUCCCCUUGAAAUAACUGUUAUGCAUUUUGCUCAAAGAAAAAUGUAAACCUUCUUAUUGUUUUCUUUUUGUUUCAUUUGGUAGUCUCUUUCCAACGCUUUAAAACAAAGCCACUAGAUUUCUUUAUAUUUUUUUUUUCUCCUGGCAUCGUAUUGGUUCUGAUUGUGAAACUAACGGCAUCUCAGUGUUCCAGGUCUAGUCCCUUUUUCAGGUUCAAUUUAAUCAGAAUUCUUAGUUUUUUACUGCUUGUUGUUGUGGCCAACGUGAAGUUGAACUUGUGGAAGAUUUUAGCAAUAGACAAAAUCAAAUAUUUAAAAACUGUAGACUCUGAGGCAUUUAUUCAGACGUGAAUCAAGAUAUUUUUAUGUAUACAGUUUCUAUACAGUCAAUGGAGAAAUAGCUGUGAACUUUUUCAUUUAAUAUGGGAGAAUUAGAUUAAGAGAUGUCUGGAUUUUUGAAGUAACAGUUGGGGGGGGUUGUUACUGCGGUUGGCCGUGGGACUUGUGGAUAGUCAAAAUUGCUUUAGUGACUGUUAAUGUAAAUUUUGAAUCAAUGAUGGUAGCAAUAUGAAUGUAGACUGACUUUAAAAAAUGUAUGUUGAAAAUGACACAUGGCACAUCAGAGAAUUUGGCCCAAAUCUGAACUAAAUGUAAUUCUAUGGAUUUUAUUUGACCUCAUUUCGUUCAGGUAUGUCGCUACAGAAAAAUAUUGCAAUAAAUGUUCAAAUUGAAACUACUUUAUGCCACUGAUUAAGAUUAAAAUGAAGCAAGAUAAUCCCAGUAAACCGUUUAAAAAAUUUACAGUAUCAUUUAAAGGCCUGCUGCAACAAAUAAAUACCGUAUUUUCUACACUAUAGGGCGCACUCUCAUUAAAUGGUCUAUUUUCAAACUUUUUUCACAAAUAAACCGCACCAGACUUUAAACAAAACACAACAGUUGGAUGGGUCAGUGGUUUUGUUUGUUUGUGGCGUUCACGGUGACUCUGGGCUUUGUUCAGUUGUGGCGUGUAGGGAGGGUGCUGUCUGGGGCCACUGGAUUGUCGGCGUGUUCGCAGUGACUCAGUUGGUCAGUUGUGUCUAGAAGCGGCACAUUGCGCUCGCUUCUUCGGUUCGUUCCUCCAUUCCGUUCCUCGUCGGCUUGGAGUGAUGAGUGCGUCUGCGGGUGUUUUUCUGCUCCGUGCGUGUUUGCGUGCGCUGCGGAUGAUGCGGCUUUGUAGUUUACUGAAGUCGUGCUGGGACACCCGAGAGGAUUAUUGUAUAGGGCGCUCUGGAUUGUGGGACGCGCGGUCGUUUUUUGAUGGGGUUGGAGGCUUUUGAGUGCACCCUAUAGUAAAUCAACUAGGGAUGUAACAAUAACGGAAAUAUCGUGAUAUCGUAUCGUCAAAAGUCUUAAAUAAUAUCAUGGGCUGUCACAAUAAAUCGAAUUACAAGGUUUUACAGUAGCAACGGCUUAUAAACUUUGGGAACUACAUAUCCCAUGAUUCAUUUCAUCACAGACAACAUGAAGAAAUAUGUUUUAGACUUGAAUUCUUGGCAUUAUGACGGAAAUAAUUCACACCAAAAUCUUGUCAAGGUAUUUUAAAAGCUUCAAAAGAGUCCCAUCUACAAUUAUAUCAGCCUCUUCAAAAUAUCGUACCGUGAGAUGCACAUCGUGAUAAUAUCGUACUGAGAGAUUUAUAUAUCGUUACAUCCCUAGAAUCAACCAAUUAGCUGUAAGACUGACUUAUUCAACCCUCUACAGCUCAAAUACUUUCUUAUUAAAACAAAAAUGAGAAAAAUCUUGCCACUUUUGCGAAAAAAAAUUAUAAGUGAUAAAUACUGAGCCACAAAAAUUAUAGUUCCAUCUUUCAAAUAUUGAACGAUAAAAUGAUGUAGUAAUUAUUGUGACAGGCCUAUUCCAAGUCACUCAGUUUUCUUUAGAGUGGUCAUGUGACGUUGCUGUGACAUGUUUAGUGUUGGGAGUGUUACUUUUAAAAUGUAUUCCCCUACAGAUUACAGAUUAUAUAGCCCAAAAUGUAGUUUGUAACGUAAUCCAUUAAAUUACUUAAAGUGAGUAACUGUAAUCUGAAUACUUUGGAUUACUUGAAUUGUAGUAGAGAAGCAAAGACUAGAGAGGAUAUUGUAACAUAAGAUGUUUUAUCUGCUAAAAGACAAUAAAAAGCCCAGACUUUACUGAACCAAAUUAAAAUAUUAUUGCUAGAAGAGGAAGAGACACGUUCAAGCAGCAUGAUUUAGUCCUGUUAUAUCCUGUUUUAGUCUGCGUUUAGUCUGGUUUUAGACCUGGUUUAGAUCUAGUUUAUCUCUAGUUUAGACCUGGUUUUAGUCCUGGUUUAGACCUGGUUUAGACCUAGUUUAGAUAUAGCCCAAAAUGUGAAAACAGAAAAAUACCGUGUAAUCCAUUAAUUUCAACAAAGUAAUUGUAACUGAAUACAGUUACUCAUAAUUUGUACUCUGAUUACGUAACUCUGGUACAUGUAAUCUGUUACUCGCCAACACUGGACAUGUUUACACAAAUUUUGGUGCGGUCUUCCUACCUGUAGAGCGCCAUCUGCAGUCCGGCCUCUGCAGGACAGUAUCCCAGAUGUGCGAGAGUAAAAAGGCCCUUCGUCUCGGUUUAUCGUCCAGUGGGGAAAACGUGAUUAAAUCAGCUAAAAAAACACGUCACAGAAACAUCACGUGACCACUCGCACUUCAAAUUUCUCACUCAUUAUAAGAAAAAUGGUCUGAUAAAAGAAUUAUUAUCACAAGACCAAAUGGACCUCACUGAAUUAAAUCUGAUUUCAAAACCAACUCAGACCGCAUUCUUAUAUGGUUCAAAGUUGGAUCUGUCACGAUAAUUACUGUAUCGACUUAAAGUUCUAAUAAGUAAUAUGAAAGCUGAGACGGUAUUUUUGGGGGUCUGUAUUUAACGUGGAUGCUUUUUUUUCAUACAGCUGGGAAAUUUUUGUAUAUUUUUUUCGAUACGUUAAGAUUUAAGCUGUAAAAGUUGAAUUAAUAACUCCUUACAGUGUUUCAUUCUGCUGUUUAUUUAUUGUAGCUCAUGUUGUAGAUUCAGAGCAGUUUUUGUGGUUUAAAUCUACUUUAUUGUUAAUGUUUCAGUGGCAUAAAUUAGUUUCAGUAUUAUCGUUUAUCGUCUAUAUUUACUUCAGCAAUUUUUCACUCUUAAAAAACUGUUAUCGUGACAGGCCUGUUCAGAAUAGUGUUUUAAGUUUUGCACUGUGACGAAAGAAGUCAGCUACUGGUAUUAUAUUUUACAGUAAAUUGGAAUUACAGGUGAAAUAUUGUAAACUGGAUUUUUAAUAUCAAAUGCGGACACUUGUAAUGUAAUGAGGUAAUUAUAGUGAGUGGGAAUAACAUGGAAAGGCAGUACUGACCAUGUUCCGUGGUGGAAGGAGUACUCAAUUUUCUUAAGUAAAAGUACAGAUAAUGGAGCAAAAAUAGUGAAGUAAAAAUAUCACAUGAAAAAGGUAAUUAAAAGUAUUAAAAAGUAGAAGUAUUUUGCACAGAGUUUGAGUCUCAAAUGUUCAAAUGUACUGAUUUUGAUAAGAUUUGAGUUGGAUUUUGUUCAACUGAAACAAUUGAUUUGUUUCAUUCAUUUUUUCCUAGCAGUUUCUAUUAUUUGUAUAUUUUUGUUUUCUCGAAGUAUGAACGUGCUUUUCAGCUGGUCUCAAACAAUAAUGAAAAAAAUACUUUUACUUUUCAAUCUAGUUUAAAAUGCAGUGGAGUAGAAAGUACAGAUACUUGCUCUCAAAUAUAGUCAAGUGAAAGUAAAACAUCCACUUUAAGAAAACUCCAGAUACCUCAAAUUUAUACUUAAAGGCGCACUAUGUAACUUUUAAUCAUUUGACGGACCCUCUAUCAGAAACGUUACAGAAUGCACCUCUAAAUACAGUACUUUUACUUUGUUACGUUCCGCCACUGCUCAUGUUGUAUCUAUUAUGCAAACUUAUUUUUUACAGUACUCUGCUAUCCACAAACUCCACAACCACAAUGUAAGAUCCCCCCCGCUGGCUUUGGCUCCUGUUCAGUGUUCUCUGUUCAGAUGAAGGUAUUUCAGUGGAAGUGCAGAAGGUUUUAGUGACUGAGAGAAUCUGGGUGACUGUUGAAUGUAAGUUACGUGCUCAGUAUUUCAAUGAUGUACAGUUACUAUGAAUAUUAUUAUGAACUCAGAUUGUGGUUGCUUUUGUAAAACUCGCUCGAUUUUAACCAAAGUUUUCCCGCAAUAUACCGCAAUGCAUGCUGGGAUAGCUCCAGACCUAAUAAAGCGUCUCUUCCAUUCGCCGAGAAGCACUUCGUUUUAACACUAAUAAGAGCCACUGACUUGAAGCAGUCCAAUAAGAACCACUGAGAUGUUUGUGUUUAUGUGACAAAUGCUGUUUACUACAUGUACCACAGAUAUACAGUCUACAAAUAUAUUCAAUAAAUCUUUAUUUAUUAUCACA